Peniophora sp. CBMAI 1063 is the source of this 1161-nucleotide messenger RNA. The record is from the annotation of a GenBank genome assembly. NCBI's taxonomy places the organism in Eukaryota, Fungi, Basidiomycota, Agaricomycetes, Russulales, Peniophoraceae.
AUGAACGCGGUCGACCCUACCUAUCCCUUGUUUCCCAUCGCCGAGGUCAUAUCUUCGGCGAUGCUGCUUUUAGUGCUCUUGAACAGCUACCUACGACACAACUGGAACCUGGGCGUCGCGUUCUUAUGUUUUUGGCUCUUCCUGGAGAACCUCAUGAAUGCUGCGGGUGCAGUCAUAUGGUCCGACAACGCCGACAUCAAGCUGUAUGCGUACUGCGAUAUCGUGUCACAUUUGCAGAUGAUUGUCUACGUCGUAAAGCCCAUGGCGACUCUCAUCAUCACUCGUCGACUGUACUUGGUCAUCAGCGACCACUCCGUAGAUUCCUCCUCCAAAGCUGCGAGGCGUAACCUGGUCGUAGAGUGGACUCUGGGUCUGGUUAUACCCCUGCUUGUCGCAGGUCCCAUAUACUACAUCCAUCAGGCGUUCAGAUUCGCAGUCGACGAAGGCUUCGGAUGCGGAAAUAGUAUCAUACCGUCUAUACUCGAACUCCUGACCCUAGAAUCAUGGACUGUAGUUCCUCCUCGCGUAUCCGUCAUCUUUUACUAUCCAAGAGUGAUACGGUUGUUCUACAGACAAAGCCGAGUCUCCGACAGCUUCGUCUGCAGUGGCAAUAGCUCGACGAUAACGCGGACGAGCUACUUUCGGAUCCUCAUCCUCGCCAGCAUCGACAUCCUCCUCACUUUACCCUUUGGUAUCGUUAGUAUCGUCCUCACUAUAACCGCGGCACUGUCCCCUCCGGCAUACUACCCUUUCUAUCCCGGCUGGACAUACUUGCACACGGACUGGGAGCCUGUGGCAUACACCUACGCCGACACCAUAGCGGGAGGAAUAUCCAAUCUCGCUCAGCUUUACUUCGCCCAAUGGACGUCUCCUGUACUCGCCUUUGUCAUCUUCGGUCUCUUCGGCUGGACGGCGGAGGCCCGGCAGUCAUACUGGGACGUCGUCUGCACCAUUGGAGCCUGGUUUGGCUGGAAACAGAACGCGCGGAAGAAUGGCCAUCCUGCAUUCGAGUCACUUGGCGAGAUGCAGUUCGGCACGCGGCCCCUGGAUACGGUUCAGGACGUAGAAACGGGUACGCCACCCCCAAUAUAUCGAGCAUCGAUGACAGACAAGGACACCCGAUACGCACCACACGAAUGUGAGCCAGACCGUUGUCAGUGA